AUGAAGAUCCAAGUGCAGCCACUCUGUUUUUGGCUUUUACUCACUAGCGAUGUACUCGCUGCAAAGAACUACCAUUGCCCUCCAAUUGGCCCUGUCCUUCCUGCACCAACAGACCCAAGCUCACAUCAAAAUGUGAAACUUGCCAUUGAAGCUAUCACAGAGACUAUAAAGGCUUAUUCGAGCCUCCUGCACAGCACGGCUGUCUCGGUCGGUGUCACGUCAAUUUACGAAGACAAACCAUUGCUGGAUUUUCAUCACACGCCAGAGAAUCUCGAUCCUCGAGGCGUGAGCAAGAUCGAUGCCGACUCGGUUUAUCGCAUUGGUAGUAUCUCUAAGACGUAUACUACCCUCGCUGCGCUUAAACUCAAGGGAGUGGGCAUGCAUGACCCGGUGACGAAAUAUGUCCCUGAAUUGAGAAAGUUGAAUAAGCAGCAGAGUGAGAAUAAUGCGAUUACGACUGUUGAUUGGGAUAAGGUAUCGCUGCAGGCUCUUGCUUCGCACAUGGGAGGCCUGCCUGCUGAUUUGGUGACGGAUUUGACAAGCUUUAGGAAUUGGACUGACCUCGGUCUUCCUGUUCCGCACGAUGUCUUGGGAUGUGCUGGUCUUGUUGGAAUUCCUCCUUGUGAAUCCCAAGAUUUCUGGUAUAAUUUUGGCAAACGACCUCCGACUUUUGCACCUUGGAGCAAUCCCGUGUACUCGAACAUCGCCUUUUUCGUUAUCAGCCUAGUCAUAGAGAGAGUUUCGGGAGAGUCGUUCGAAGACUUUGUGCAGAAGAAUGUUCUUGAUGUCGCGGGGAUGAACAGCACGACUUAUGCGAAGCCCGAUGACUCCGUGGGGGCCAUUGGACCUGAUGAUAUCUUCUGGAAUAGUUCUAUCGGUAUCCUUGGCCCAGGUGGAUCGUUCUACUCAUCAACAAAAGACCUCCUUGCUUUCGGAUCUUCUAUCCUCAAGCAUGAGUUCUUGGACCUGGCAGAAACCAACGAGUGGCUCAAACCUGUGACUUUUACGGGUGGCAGGGGACAGUUUAUCGGCGCGCCAUGGGAGAUUGUGCGAUCUAAUAAGCUGACCUCUGACGAACGGGUGGUCACAGCCUACACCAAAGGAGGCGACAUAGGAACUUAUCAUUCCAUUUUUGCAAUGAUUCCGGACUACGGUAUAGUUAUAAGUGUAUUGGUCGGAGGACCUGAGAAUGCUGGAGGUCUUCCCUAUGUAUUCUUCUCGAUGAUCGCAAAGGCUCUCGUGCCUGCACUCGAAGCAGCGGGUAAAGACCAAGCGAAGAAGGCAUUUGCAGGGACAUACACCAAUGAGGACACAAACUCGACUCUCGUUCUCGACGUUGACGACGAAGGUCCAGGGUUGAGUAUCACAAAGUGGACAGUCCGCGGAACAGAGGUUUCAACACAUUGGCUUCACUACCUCUCCGUGCUCAACCCCAACGUACCCAAGAUCUCACUGUCAGGACGACUAUAUCCUACAGAUCUCAAAGCGGGGGGUAAGACAGCGUGGAGAGCAAUGUUCAGAAUUGGUACGGCGAGUCAGAUUGGGAUGCAGGAGGGGUUGCUGUUCUGGGAGGAUGCGAGUUGUAUGAGUUGGGCGAUGGUGGAUAGAGCAGCGCAUGAGUUUCGGGGAUUAGAUGAGAUGGUGUUUGAGAGUGAGGAUGGAAAGGCUGGGGAGGUUGAGUUGUUGGGAUUUAAGACUACUUUGAAGAGGAGUGACAAGGAGUGA
Fusarium tjaetaba is the source of this 1725-nucleotide messenger RNA. RefSeq names its product beta-lactamase 2. Lineage: Eukaryota; Fungi; Ascomycota; Sordariomycetes; Hypocreales; Nectriaceae. Bases 1 to 1725 code for a protein of 574 amino acids. The record is from RefSeq and is a predicted model, not a curated record. The transcript has 4 exons.